Molecule: messenger RNA, 4450 nt
Organism: Erinaceus europaeus (western European hedgehog)
Lineage: Eukaryota; Metazoa; Chordata; Mammalia; Eulipotyphla; Erinaceidae
Product: zinc finger protein 791
Exons: 4
Coding region: 284-2125 (613 amino acids)
Biological process (GO): regulation of transcription by RNA polymerase II
Molecular function (GO): RNA polymerase II cis-regulatory region sequence-specific DNA binding; DNA-binding transcription factor activity, RNA polymerase II-specific
Source: RefSeq, a predicted model, not a curated record
UCAGCGGGGAGGUCUUGGGGGGUCCUGGGGGGCUCCCAGCUGGGCGCAGGGCCACAGAUGGCCGUGAUGUCACCGCCCGCUGUCACUCAAGCGGGGGCGGAGCCACGGGCUGGCCAAUCAGCGGCGACGCUGGAGGCCACAUGGGGGCGGGGCGGGUGCAGGCGGCAGGCUGGGCCUCUUGGGGACCCCGAGAUCCGAGAUCCGCCGCACCCCCACCCAGACCGGCCGCAGACCGCUUGCCGCAGGGGCCGCAUUUGCCGCGGAGUGUAGCAGCGACCCAGACAUGGAUUCCCUGGCCUUUGAGGAUGUGGCUGUGAGCUUCACUGUGGAAGAGUGGGCUCUGCUAAAUGCAUCACAGAAGAAACUCUACAGAGAAGUGAUGCGGGAGACCUUGAAGAACCUGGCCUCCAUAGGGGAAAAAAGGGAAGACCAUAACAUUGAAGAUCAGUACAUAAACCAAGGAAGAAUUCUAAGAAGUUUUAUGGUAGAGACAGUCUGUGAAGGGGAAGAAGAUUGUCAACAUGGAGAAAACUAUACUCAUCCAAAUCUUAAUCAGAACAAGAAGACUGCUGCUGAAGUCAACCCAUGGAACUGCACCGAGUGUGGAAAAAGGUUUGUGAGUCAUUCCUCUCUUAAUAGGCACAUCAAAUCUCACACCACACCCAGACUACUCAAGUAUCAGGGAUGUAGAAAAAAGCCUUAUACAUGUACGGAGUGCGGAAGAGCCUUUAGCUAUCUCCAGCCCUUUCAAAAACACGAAAGAAGCCACAGCGCGGUGAAGUCCUACAAGUGCAAGGAAUGUGGGAAGUCCUCUCGCUAUCGCCAAUCUGUCCGCAAACACCAACGGACUCACACUGGAGAAAAGCCCUAUCAGUGUAAGCAGUGUGGCAAGGCCUUUCAAUACCGACAGACCUUCCAAACCCACGAAAGGACUCACACAGGAGAGAAACCAUACGAAUGUAAGCUUUGUGGGAAAGCCCUCAGUUGUCCUAGCUCCUUUCGCAGUCAUGAGAGGACCCAUACUGGGGAGAAACCGUAUGAAUGUAAAAAGUGUGGGAAAGCCUUUAGUUGUCCCAGUUCGGUCCGAAAACAUGAACGGACUCACACAGGAGAGAAACCCUAUGACUGCAAGCAGUGUGGGAAAGCCUUCAUUUCUCUCGGCAGUUUCCAAAGGCACAUGAUCACACACACUGGAAUCGGACCGUAUAAAUGUAAGGACUGUGGGAAAGCCUUCAACUGUCCCAGUUCUUAUCGGAUCCACGAAAGAUCUCACACCGGGGAGAAACCUUACGAGUGUCAACAGUGUGGGAAAGCCUUCAGUUGUUCCAGUUCCUUUCAAACCCACGAAAGGACACACACUGGAGAGAAGCCCUAUAAAUGCAGUGAAUGUGGGAAAGCCUUCCACUGGCUCACAACUUUCCAAGUGCAUGUGAGGACCCACACUGGGGAAAACCCUUAUGUCUGUAAGCUCUGUGGGAAAGCCCUCAGCUGCCCCACUUCCUUUCGGAGACACGAAAAGACACACACGGCGGAGAAACCUUAUGAGUGUAAGCAGUGUCGGAAAACCUUCAGUUCUCCUCUUGGCCUGCAGAUCCAUGGGCGAACCCACACUGGCGAGAAGCCCUUUGAGUGUAAAGAAUGCGGGAAGGCCUUCAUCUCUCUCACAAGCUUCCGGAGACAUAUGAUGACACACACUGGAGACGGGCCUUACAAAUGUAAGGAGUGCGGGAAGGCCUUCAACUGCCCUUGUUCGUUUCAGAUACAUGAGCGAACACAUACCGGAGAGAAGCCCUAUGAAUGCAAAAUCUGUCGGAAAGCCUUCAGCUGUUCCAGUUACGUUCAAGUGCACGAAAGGACACACACAGGGGAGAAGCCCUAUAAGUGCAAGGACUGUGGAAAAGCCUUCAUUUACCGCACUACCUUCCGAGGACACAUGAGAGUCCACACGGGAGAGAAACCCUGUAAGUGUAAUGCAUGUGGGAAAGCGUUUAGUCGGCCCAGUUCCUGUCGCAGCCAUGAGAGAAUUCACACUGGAGAGAAGCUACUGGAAUGUAAGCACUGCGGGAAACACUUCAACUGGCCCACGUCCUUGCACAAGCAUGUGACAAGAAUACACUCUCGAUAGGCCAAAUUUAACUAUAAAAUUGGAGCAAGUUUUUACUUUGGCAAGUCUUUUCACAGUCAUGGGAAAGCCCCACUGGAGAGGGGAGUACUAUAUACAUGUAAGUAGUAGGGAAAAGCCUAACAUAACUCAGUUCACCUUAGAUGUUUCACACUAAGCAGUAGAUGUUUUUGUUAAGGUUUAUCAGAUGUAUCUUUAUUUUUAUGAGAAAAAGACCAGAGCACUGCUCAGCUCUAGACAGAGCUGGUGAUUGAACCUAAGCCUUAGGCAUGCAAGUCCUAUGCUCUAAAAGAAAUGGUUUUAUUGUCUUUCAUUAACCAUUCAGAGUACAACUCAAUCUUUAGAUUGUAGAUUCUACUCAUUCUUCUUGUAGAUAGGCAUCAAGACAAGGCAGUUCUAAGUACCCUCUGAAAGUAGGACUGAGGCCGAAUACUUAGUCUCCAAAACUACCUGUGACGUUUUUGUGUUUACACUUUGAAAUCUGUUGGGUCCAUGAGUGAGUCAUACUUAUACUCAAGACUUGGUCUUUAUAUAAUUUUUAAACUCUUCUGUAAGUUAAGUGACCGUUGAAUAGUAACUGUAGGAGUUGUCCUAAUGGUCUUAGGUGGCCAAUACUGAAUGUUCCUUGCCCAUGUUAAGUGAGGCCUUUUUGAUAUAAGGAAAACUUUUUCUUAGAUCAGAAGAGCCUUGGUCCUUUUUCCUUGUUAUUAGAGUUGACAUAAGUUUGUAAGUUGACCAAGUUGAGCAGUGACUAUAGAAUGGAUCAUGUGAUAUACUCUUAAUGUCCCCCACCAAUCUUUCCCACUCCUUCCUGUGGUGUGGUUCACAAAUAUUUUAUACUAAGGGACCUGUGACAGAACAGAUUAUAGAAUUCAGAAUUCAAGGGAGCUCUCCUGGUAGAAGAUCUACCACAGGUUGGAGCUUUCGGUAAGCCCGAAACGUCAAUAAAUCUAGACUCUUGAGAUGAAGACGUUCUCAAGAGCUCCUCCCCCUCUUCCGUCAGUGUAUUUGUAUGUCGAAUCUAGGCAGUGAGCACCGUGUUCUGUGAGUACUCCUUGUGACUUGUGUGGUCUUGAAUCCAGUCAGGAACUGGAAGUUCCUGGCAGAACUGAAAGUCAGUUCAGAUCCCUACUUAAGGUGUAGGGAGACACCCCCCACCCCAGUCCCAAGUCAGUCCUUUCCGUAAGAAUCUAUACUCUCCAGAUUCUCCCAGCUAAAUAUAACUCCUAGUACAUCCUAUUUACAUUUGAUUGUGAGCUAGAAGUUGUUGUUGUUGUUGUUGCUGUUUGGUCCCCCAGGCUUCACUGAUCUGGGAUGACACUUUUAAAUAGAGAGACAGUAUAACAGAAAAACAUCACACAGCACUGAAGUUUUCUCUCAUGCAAUGGAGGUGGGACUCUAACCCGGGCUACCAGUAUGGCAGAGUAGGUGCACUACCCAGGUGAGCUCUUCUGCUGAUUGGACCUUUCUUUCUUGGUCAUGGAAGUGCUUCUUAGGGAUCUUUUAUUGGGGAAGGGGGGCUGGGAAAUAGUUCACCUAAUGGAGUUCACAGACAUGCUACCAUUGAGGAGGACCUGGGCUUAAGCAGCACCAAAGAGGUUCCACAGACUGUGGAAUAGUGGGUAAUGCCUCUCCCCUCUCUCACCCUCUAUCAGAAAGAAAAAGGAUGAAAAGUUAGCUCAGGGUGCUGGAAAUGUGCAUGCCUAAGGCCCUAGAGCAGAAAACUGAUUUAAAAAACAACUUUUUUGGUGGGGGUAGAUGGUAUAAUGGUUAUGCAAAGAAACUAUCACUCCUGAGGCUCCAAAGUCCCAGGUUCGAUCCCUCCCGCACCACCAUAAGCCAGAGCUGAGCAGUGCUCUGGUAGGAAAGGAAAAAAAAAAAUUUUUUUUAAAGAAACUUUUUAUUAACAGUUACAACUGGGACUCUAACCUGUCUCCCACCUCCCCUGCCCACCCCACCCCCCCACCCUCUUACCAAAGCACUGAUCAGCUCUGGCUUAUGGUGGUGCGGAGAAUUGAAAAUGAGAAUUUGGAACCUCAGGAAUGAGAGCCUCUUUGUAGAACCAUUAUGCUCUCUCUCCCCGCCCAAACUUCUGUCUCUCUUCCUUAUAGGAUGUUUGUAAAAACAGACAUACCAUUGUGCUUGUGUGUAACUGUUGAGUCUACCCUUAUACCUUUUGAGACAAUAUGACCAGAAAUGUGGUAUGGUUUCCCCCUUGAGUAUAUCUGAUUAUUUCUUUUUUUUGUGUGUGUGUGUGUGUGUGUGUGUGUGCGCGGGCGGUCAUGAGACUGGCUGAUCACUCAUCCUAUUAAAGAAUUAAAAACUGAA